UGCAUUCAAGAGAGUUAACUAGCCAUCAAAGAAGAAGCUAGUUAGCAAGAGAACUCAAAGGGGUGUUCAUGGCGACUCAGGGGAUAAGAAUCAUGCUAUUGCUAGCAAUUUGCCUGCUUCCACUAUCUGUGGAAGCCUUGGUUCGCCACUACAAGUUUAAUGUGGUGAUGAAAAAUGCCACAAGAUUGUGUUCAACCAAGCCCAUUGUCACUGUAAAUGGGAAGUUCCCAGGCCCCACCAUCUAUGCUAGGGAAGAUGACACUGUUCUGAUUAAGGUGGUUAACCAUGUCAAAUACAAUGUCAGCAUCCACUGGCAUGGGGUCAGACAACUAAGAACUGGUUGGGCUGAUGGGCCUGCAUUCAUAACCCAAUGCCCAAUUCAACCGGGCCAGGUCUAUCUGUACAACUUCACCCUAACAGGCCAAAGAGGCACACUUUGGUGGCAUGCACAUAUCUUGUGGCUUAGGGCCACUGUUCAUGGGGCCAUAGUCAUCUUGCCCAAGCUUGGAGUUCCUUACCCUUUUCCCAAACCCCAUAUGGAGCAAGUUAUCUUAUUGAGUGAAUGGUGGAAAUCAGAUACUGAGGCUGUGAUAAAUGAAGCUUUGAAAUCUGGUUUGGCCCCAAAUGUCUCUGAUGCCCACACAAUCAAUGGCCAUCCAGGGUCUGUCCAAGGCUGUACUUCACAAGGAGGGUUUACACUUGAUGUUCAGCCUGGAAACACCUACUUGCUAAGAAUCAUCAAUGCUGCACUCAAUGAAGAGCUCUUCUUCAAGAUUGCCGGCCAUCAACUAACUGUUGUAGAGGUUGAUGCCGCCUACACAAAACCCUUCAAAACUGAUACCGUUGUUAUAGCACCAGGCCAGACCACAAAUGUGCUUCUAACUGCCACACAUGCAACUGGCAAAUACUUGGUUGCAGCAUCUCCUUUCAUGGAUGCUCCUAUUACAGUUGACAACAGAACAGCCACUGCCGCAUUACACUAUUCGGGCACCCUUGGUUCCACCAUCACCACCCUCACUACCUUGCCUCCUACAAAUGCCACUCCAGUUGCUACUACCUUCACAGACUCUCUCAGAAGCUUAAACUCGAAAAGUUUCCCUGCAAGAGUCCCAUUGAAGAUUGACCAUAACUUGCUCUUCACCGUUGGCCUUGGAAUCAAACCGUGUGCUAUUUGCGUGAAUAAUAGCCGCGUGGUCGCGGAUAUCAACAAUGUGACCUUUGUGAUGCCUAAGAUUGCUCUUCUUCAAGCACAUUUCUUCAAGAUUAAGGGUGUUUUCACUGAUGAUUUUCCUGCAAACCCUCCUGUGGUGUAUAACUUCACAGGGACACAACCAACAAAUUUCAACACUAUGAAUGGGACAAGGCUUUAUAGACUUGCUUACAACUCUACAGUUCAGUUGGUCUUGCAAGAUACAGGAAUGUUAACACCUGAGAACCAUCCUAUUCAUCUCCAUGGCUUCAAUUUCUUUGUAGUUGGCAGGGGACAAGGGAAUUUCAACCGCAAAAAGGAUACCAAAAAAUUCAAUCUUGUAGAUCCUGUGGAAAGAAACACAGUUGGUGUACCAGCUGGGGGGUGGACCGCUAUCAGAUUCAGAGCAGAUAAUCCAGGGGUGUGGUUUAUGCACUGCCAUUUGGAGAUUCAUACAACAUGGGGACUGAAGAUGGCAUUUGUGGUGGACAAUGGUAAAGGACCAAAUGAAUCUAUAUUACCACCUCCAAGGGACCUUCCCAAGUGCUGAGGAAAGUGCUAAUUAACAUUCUAUGCUCAAUGAGGAAAGGCAAACAUACAAAAUUUAAGGAACUGUAUAUGUCAAAAGGAGGAUCAAUCAGUAGACUAAUAACAAGAUUUUCUUGGAGAAAGGAAAGGAAGAAAAAUAUGCUGAGAGGGGAUAGAAUCAAUUGACAAGUCUUCAUCUAUUUUCUCCUUUUUCCAUCUUUUUUAUUUCAUAGAAUCAUAGUUUGUGCUCAUAUUUGUCUUGUUGGAAUGAUAUUUUUUGCUUUAAUUAUGAAUACAAAUGCUAAUGAACUUUUAAGA
Molecule: messenger RNA, 2035 nt
Organism: Lotus japonicus
Lineage: Eukaryota; Viridiplantae; Streptophyta; Magnoliopsida; Fabales; Fabaceae
Product: laccase-4-like
Exons: 6
Coding region: 69-1739 (556 amino acids)
Biological process (GO): lignin catabolic process
Cellular component (GO): apoplast
Molecular function (GO): copper ion binding; hydroquinone:oxygen oxidoreductase activity
Source: RefSeq, a predicted model, not a curated record